GCCACUCUGGACCUGAAGGUCAUUGUUCCGAUUUUCAGGUUAUCUCCAAAAAUUUGUAUAUAAAUUAAAAAAAAAGGGAAACUGUUUUAUAGACGUGUUUAAAAUAGGCAAAAUGUUCAAUAAAUUUACCUAUAAUUUUCGCAGGGGCUGUCAUUUAUGUCAAAGAACCAGACGUUUAUUUUCUAGUAAAGCGGGCGCCAACAAUCAAUGGAACAGUGUCGUGGGCUUGGAAGUUCACGCCCAAAUUAACACAACCAGUAAACUAUUCUCAAGUGCUUCAACCAAGUUUUCGUCCCCCGUGAACGCAAAUGUGGCCCUUUUCGACUGCGCAAUUCCCGGCACUUUGCCCGUACUUAACAAAAAAUGCGUCGAAUUCGGGGUUUUAACGGCGCUAGCUUUGAAUUGUCGAAUAAAUCCCGUCUCAACUUUUGACCGCAAACAUUAUUUUUACGCAGAUCUCCCUGCCGGUUAUCAAAUAACCCAGCAGAGACACCCUCUGGCCAACGACGGCCGUCUCGAAUUCCAAGUCUUUAGCCCCGGUGUUCACAAAGCCCCCUACAAGAGGCAAGUCCGCAUUAAGCAGCUCCAGCUGGAGCAAGACAGCGGAAAGAGCCUCCACGACACUGACCGCAGUCUCGUUGAUUUAAACCGUGCGGGGGUUCCCCUAAUGGAGGUCGUUUUCGAGCCCGAUUUGAGCGACGGCGAGGAGGCCGCAGCCCUAGUUAAGGAAUUAAUCGCGAUUUUGCAACGCAUUGGCACUUGCAGCUGCAAAAUGGAAGAGGGGGCCCUGCGGGUGGACGCGAACGUGUCCAUAAAUAGACAAGGGGAGGCUCUGGGGGUGCGCACGGAGAUCAAGAAUAUCGGGUCGGUGAGGGGCGUCGCGGGGGCGAUUCGGUACGAAAUCGAGCGCCAGAUUCAAGUGAAGGAGUCUGGGGGGGCUGUGGAGAAUGAAACUAGGGCUUGGGACGCUUUGGGUAAAGUCACAGUUUCAAUGAGAGACAAGGAGCAAGUGCAGGAUUAUAGGUACAUGCCGGAGCCUAAUUUGCCCCCCUUGCACGUGGCAAUGGGUCCGGUGUCUCAAGGGUGCGUCAGUGUUGACUCCCUCAAAAGUUCUCUCCCGGAAUUACCGGAAGGAACGAGAGUUAGACUGAGGGAAAGCUCCGGUUUGACUCUAGAGCAAAGCAUUAUUUUAGUGAAUGAUAGUUCGCUGUUAAAUUUAUUUGAGGACGUUUGGAGGGCGAAAAAAAUUGAGGGAAAACUACUCGCCAACUUGUUGAUAAAUGAGUACACCUCGAUUCUGAAUAAGAUGGAUUUAGAACCGAGCCAAUUUUCUUUUAAUUCUGACUAUUUUGGGGAAAUUGCCGUACUUUUGCAAAAUGGUGAAAUCACAAGAAACACGGUUAAGCUCGUCUUGGACGAAAUCAUCCAAGGGAGCACAAAACGGCCACUUGAGAUCGUGAGAGAAAAAAACUGGUUACAGAUUACCGACGAAGAUGCGUUGAGACAGUUAUGUCAGGAGGCCUUAGACCAGAACGAAAAAGUUGUGAAACAGUACAAGGGCGGAAAAACGAAAGUUUUUAAAGCACUUCUUGGAUACGUGGCGACGAAAAGUAAACAAAGAGCAGACAUGAAAAAAUGUGAUAAGAUUUUAAAAGAAUUGUUGAAUAAACAGUAAUCAUGUUAAUAAACAGUCGUAAUGUA
Messenger RNA from Tribolium castaneum (red flour beetle), 1701 nucleotides. It is a transcript of the gene GatB, whose product is annotated as Glutamyl-tRNA amidotransferase, subunit B. The transcript is spliced from 7 exons. Gene Ontology annotation, molecular function: glutaminyl-tRNA synthase (glutamine-hydrolyzing) activity. Gene Ontology annotation, cellular component: mitochondrion; glutamyl-tRNA(Gln) amidotransferase complex. Bases 113 to 1675 code for a protein of 520 amino acids. Gene Ontology annotation, biological process: mitochondrial translation; glutaminyl-tRNAGln biosynthesis via transamidation. The record is from RefSeq and is a predicted model, not a curated record. NCBI's taxonomy places the organism in Eukaryota, Metazoa, Arthropoda, Insecta, Coleoptera, Tenebrionidae.